Messenger RNA from Linum trigynum, 612 nucleotides. The record is from the annotation of a GenBank genome assembly. NCBI's taxonomy places the organism in Eukaryota, Viridiplantae, Streptophyta, Magnoliopsida, Malpighiales, Linaceae.
CGCAGUCCUAAGCCUAAUCCAUCUCAUUCUCUCUUCUCAAUGGAACCCUCUCGCCUCUCCGCCUUCUCCCUGCAUCUCUCCCACUCGCCUCUGCCGCACCAGUCAUCUACCGUCACCCGAUCUCGAAGAAUCAUCAGAGCUUCGGCUCGUCCCGGCCGCACCUCCAGACGUCGACGCCGCUGCGUAGAUGUUGGCCUCCCUAUCCUCCUCUCUCUUACUACUCACCGCGACCGAUUGUCAUCCCUAGCCCUCCUCCCUGCGACCUCGCCCUUCUGUCGUGCCAUCGCCUCCGACAUAUUGGAGACUCUGUCGGAUUUUCAGUUUUAGCGAUUAAGCGAUCCACUAACCGAUAACCGACCGGUCGAUGGUCGAUUAACUGAGAUUGUAGCUUCAGUCGGUUGUCGAUAGAGGGGAGAUCCGGUUAACCGAUAACCGAGGAUUCAGUUAUCGGUUAUAAACGAACCGAACCACCAGCCACCCCUAGAUCAUCUUGUGUUCGAACUCCGAAUAUCACUCUCAUUGAUAAGCACAUGAUGUCUGUUAUACAAACUUUAAGUCCAUAUAAAUAGAUUUUCAUUUGAGAGGGUAAAUUAGUAAAUGUCUAAAUGAAAU